UGAAGUUGUCAUUCAACUCAAUAAGUUUACUAGUUUACAAACAUUUUAAAACUUUUUAAAAGUAUACACACGUUUUAUGUAAAGUGAAGUUGAAUUAGUUUUACGUUUUAAAUUGAUUAUUCUAUAUUUAUAAUUUAUAAAGUAGUGUUUAGAACUGUUUUUAUGUUUUUUUAAGAAGUAUGUCAGCGGACAUCUCGCAAUUUAUACAGGAACAAAAACUGUUGAUUUUACAGGACAAGAAAAGAUUGGGACUAUUAGAUGACGAUAAUGGGAACAAUAAUCUUAAAUUAAACGACAAGGAAAAAUGUGAUAACGAUGGUACAUGGAACAAUAACUGCGAACAAUCACUGGAAGAAGAUAAAGAAAAUGUUCAGUUAAAUUCCAAUUGUGUCUUAGUACAAAACGAAAACGAAACUCUGCCAUUUGUCGAACCACUCGAUUUAACUAGUAAAAGUGAUAGUAACGACGUUAUAUUAGAAGACAGAAAACAAGCUUUUAUUAAUAAACUUGUUAGUUCUGAGAUUCCACUUACUGAUAGAUCGGAUGAUUGCGUUAAAAGUGCGAUGUUGCGUUAUGGCGAGUAUAGCCCUAACAAUCCGCAACUAAGAGUCACUGCCGCUCCUUACUUGGGUCUCGGGGAAUAUGAACAAAGGAGAAACUACUUCCUGCAGAAACAGAGGGCUGAUUAUUUGACGCAUCUUGCAAAGCAACAGAAUAAUCUAAAACAGCUAUCAAAACAAAUUUUAACUGAUACAAACGGUAGGAAAAGAUCUCCCACGUCUUUUGAGCAGGAGUUCUUAAGCUUCGAAAAGAGUGUUCAAACAGAUAUUAAGAAUAUCCAAACGCAGUUAAUUCAGUAUGACUUGCAAUAUCAAAAAACUCCAGAAAAGGAGCUGAGCCCUUAUCCCAUUAGCGAGGAUUAUUAUAAGAAAAACAAUCGAACCUUAGCGCCAUUUAGAGUAGACCAGAGGUUAACUAGUGCUCAAAAUGCCUUAUUAAAGAGUGAAAUGGACAAGCCGAAAAGUAUUCUGUCGAAUAGGAAGACCGGAAGCCCUAGAGAGAGGCUGAUGUCUGACUUGUAUAGUUCCAGUUUUACCGACGGUUUCGUUUACCGAGAAUCACGCUCCGACGAACUAGAGAGGGAGCGCCUUAAAAGGGACGCGUAUCAGCGAGAGUUGCGACUUCAGAUCGAAGAGAAAAGAAGAUUGCAACAGAUGCGAGAAGAGCAGGAAAGGCGAGAGAGGGAUUUGGAGAAUAAAAGGUUGGAGCAACAGUUGUUGCGGAUGCAAGAGGAGAGGAUGAUUGAAGACCAGUUAAGUGUUCAUAGACAGGAACAGAUGCGAAGGCACAGCGAGGAUCUGUUGCGACGAAAGCAGGAGCUCCAAUCAACCAGGUACAGUUUUCGCAAACACGCCAAUUCCGAAUGCAGUAUUCGUAAUAAUCCUACCGAUAUUUCUUCCAAAUCACUCUCGCAUUAUUCGCCGCCAGUUUCUAGACGUAACCCAUAUUCUUACAACAUUCCAUCCACAUCUGUGUUCCCGGAAUCAUCAUCAUCAUCAUCUGCAAGAUAUAAUCCAAGCCGUUUCGACUGUUACAGUCGGCGUGACACGUUGAAACGCAUGGACUCCUUGAACUCAUACGAACCUCCCACUAGACACACCACGUUCAACCGUUUCGAUUCGUUAAGUAGAAUAGAUUCAUUGGCGAAUCGCAUGGAGUCUAUGAGUCUGAGGGACGGUUACAGCGGGGAUGUACAACGUAGACAUAGUGCCACACAUCAGGACCUUAGUCUGUUGAGAAGAAGUCCGAGAUUACAAAGAAGAAGUAAUUCCAGCAGGUUUGACGAUAAUCUGCCCGUGCCGUUAUUGAAAGCGCACUCGCCCGUUGCCAAAGAAUUAAAGAAUUCUGUACCGUUCAACAGUGCGAGACAGGGUUCAGAUGCGAUUAGACGACUGGAAGAUAGGUGGCAGAUCCCCGCCGUUCAAAAAAAUAUCCUGAAUCAUACGGAGUGUCUAGGUGGCCAAAACCGAAGUAUUUUAACGCAGCUUGGUGCGAUUCGAAUGCAGCUUCAGCAAGAACAAUUACGGAUGGACGAAUCUUUGAGGAGACGAGGUAUUUCACAAUCUAAGGCUGUUGAUUUUCUUUGAAAAUAUUAAAUUUAAUAACCAAAAAAAGUUUACAUCGAGUUAAUUAAAAGUUUAUAAUAGUUAUUUUAUAUAUUGUUAGAAUUUGUCUUUAUAUUUAUAUUCAUUGAAUAGAUAGACAUGUUGAA
Diabrotica virgifera virgifera (western corn rootworm) is the source of this 2272-nucleotide messenger RNA. RefSeq lists its product as uncharacterized. The transcript has 12 exons. NCBI's taxonomy places the organism in Eukaryota, Metazoa, Arthropoda, Insecta, Coleoptera, Chrysomelidae. Bases 180 to 2147 code for a protein of 655 amino acids. The record is from RefSeq and is a predicted model, not a curated record.